AUGGCCACCCCCUGGGAAAGAAAAUGUAUCGAUGCCUUCUGUACAAUUUCUAUGGGCAAAGAAAAAUUUGUUACAGCCACACGAGAAAAAACACGCGCACCCGACUGGCAGGAACAAUGUGAUAUGCCAAUAUCAGAGGAUGCUGUUGUUAAAAUUACUGUUUAUCAUCAACAUAAAACGGCCUUGUCAAAAGGAGACUUUAUUGGUCGAACCUACAUAACCUUGAGAGAUCUACAAGACUACGAAAGAGUACACAAAAAUUGGUAUACAUUAAUGAAUAAAGAUGGUAAAGCUGAUAAAGACCGAGGAGAAAUUGAAGUUAGUUUACAAUUUUAUGCUAAAAAUGGUACAACAGGAAGCGUGUUAGAUCUUAGUACAAAGAGAAAACAUUUAUCAUUCGGAGAGAUCAAACGUUCACUACGUAACAAAGCAAAAAUAGUAAAACCCGACAAGAAGAGUAAAUACAAUGGAGAGAACCAGUUAGCUGAUCAGCGCCGCCGUUUAGGUGGCGAUGCUUCUCAAUCAGUGCGAGAUUUUCUCGAUGAUUCUGCAUCGGAGGGUACAGCGUCGUUUGCUGGUAGUAUGAUGUCAUUAAAUAGUAUGUCAUUUGAUGAUCGACCAAAAAAGUGUGUGUGUUAUGACACUAAUGCUGCAGAAAAAUAUUUUUUAAAAUCGGAUUUAUUUUUGUCAGGAGAUGUGAUUCAAUGUAUACUAAUUUUAGAUUAA
Messenger RNA from Didymodactylos carnosus, 726 nucleotides. Lineage: Eukaryota; Metazoa; Rotifera; Eurotatoria; Philodinida; Philodinidae. The record is from the annotation of a GenBank genome assembly.